UUCCAAUAAAUACAUACAUAUUUUUCAUAAAACAAAACUAAUUAGCCAGUAACGUAACUGUGUGGUGUUCCGAUAUUUGUUAUUUUCAAGUCAAACACUAUCUAAAAAUAGAGAAAGUCAUUUUCGAUUCUUUAUAUAUAUAUACAUAUUACCCCAUGAAUUCUCAAUAUCUACGGAGGAAGGAAAGAAAGGGAGGGGGAGAAGGAGGGUAAAGGGGUGGCCGAGGAUGGCAAGAGCCACAAAAUUCUCGGCCAUAAUUCCUCGCGCCCUCUUCACCCGAUCGAUCUCCACGGCGUCCUCCUUCGCGGUCAAGCUCCUCGCCGCCGAGUUCCCGCCACCGCCGACCCCGCAGGUCUCGUUUGACCUCGCCGAUACCGAGCGACUCUUCGCAUCCGUCCCCACCUCCACCCUCCUCCGCUCCUUCGCCAUCCUCUCCCUCAUGGCUGCGGGUCCCGUAGUCGACCUGGGGACGGCGGCGCUGCGGGCGUCCAUGGCAAGCGGGGGCCGUCUCCUCCGGCCUGCUGCAUUGGCGGCCGCGCGCGCGACGGUGCACCGCCAGUUCUGCGCCGGCGAGGGCGCCGAGGAGGCGUCCCUCACGGUGCAGAGAAUGUGGAGCGAGGUGGGACUGCGCUCGAUCCUGGACUACGGGAUCGAGGACGCCGAGGACAGCGCCGCGUGCCAAGGCAACCUCGCUGGCUUCCUGCGAGCUGUAGAUUUAGCGGCGACGCUUCCGCCGACCUCUGUGAUAUUCGUUUGCGUAAAGAUCACAGCUCUCGCCCCCAUCUCAUUGCUAGAAAGAGUUAGCGAUCUACUGAGGUGGGAGCAAAAGGACCCAUCGUUCUCACUUCCAUGGAGGACGCAUUCGUUCCCCAUUCUCUGCCAUUCGAGUCCCCUGUUUCUCACUCCUCGCGAGCCGCAGCCUCUUUCAGAGGACGAAGAGCAGGAGCUCCAAUCAGCUCUCCGGAGAUUGUCGAUGCUCUGCGACAGAUGUGUGAAAGCCAACAUCCCUCUACUUAUCGACGCAGAGUACUCGUCGGUGCAGCCUGCAAUCGAUUACUUCACUUAUUGGGCGACAUUAGAGUCUAACAAGCAGCGCGAGCAGCCGAUAGUGUUCGGGACGAUCCAGACUUACCUGAGAGACGCGAAAGAGAGGAUGAUGAACGCGGUGGAAGCUGCGGAAGAACAGGGAGUUUCUCUGGGGGUUAAAUUAGUGAGAGGUGCGUACUUGACGAGAGAGACUAGAUUGGCAGAAUCCAUGGCUGCUCCAUCCCCAAUUCAUGGGAGUCUCCAUGAAACACACGUGUGUUUCGAUACGUGUGCUUCCUUCAUGAUGGAAAAGGUCAGCAAAGGAUCGGGUGCAGUUGUUCUUGCCACCCACAAUGUGCACUCUGGACAAGAAGCUGCGAGGAAAGCUGAGGAGCUAGGAAUCGGAAAGGAUGAUGAAAAGCUGCAAUUUGCACAGCUGAUGGGAAUGGCAGAUGGGCUAUCGCUGGGGCUCAAGAAUGCCGGUUUUAGAGUGAGUAAAUACCGGCCUUUCGGGCCGGUAGAGCAGGUUAUUCCCUACCUCCUUCGGAGAGCCGAGGAGAACAAAGGAGUCCUUUCGACCUCCUCAAACGAUAGACAACUUCUGAGGAAGGAGCUCUCGAGAAGAGUUACUGCCGCAUUUGUUGGGAGAGCUUUGAACUAAUUUUGUUUUAUUUUUUUUCCUUGGUUGAGAGAUAAAGCAGGAAAAGUUUCCCAGUUUGGUGAAAUGUGUAAACUUUAUGCAAAUAAUAUAAGCUCAAGUUAGCUAGUGUUUGCACAGAUUAUGCCAAUAA
Messenger RNA from Zingiber officinale, 1817 nucleotides. RefSeq names its product proline dehydrogenase 2, mitochondrial-like. NCBI's taxonomy places the organism in Eukaryota, Viridiplantae, Streptophyta, Magnoliopsida, Zingiberales, Zingiberaceae. The coding region runs from base 227 to 1687 and encodes 486 amino acids. Gene Ontology annotation, molecular function: proline dehydrogenase activity; FAD binding. The record is from RefSeq and is a predicted model, not a curated record. Gene Ontology annotation, cellular component: mitochondrion. The transcript is spliced from 5 exons.